Aureobasidium namibiae CBS 147.97 is the source of this 594-nucleotide messenger RNA. RefSeq lists its product as uncharacterized. Gene Ontology annotation, biological process: protein modification by small protein conjugation; macroautophagy; protein lipidation. The record is from RefSeq and is a predicted model, not a curated record. Lineage: Eukaryota; Fungi; Ascomycota; Dothideomycetes; Dothideales; Saccotheciaceae. The transcript is spliced from 2 exons. Gene Ontology annotation, cellular component: intracellular anatomical structure. Bases 1 to 594 code for a protein of 197 amino acids. Gene Ontology annotation, molecular function: Atg12 transferase activity.
AUGGACAAGGUGUCUGACUUUCCCUUCCUCACAGUCGACGAGUUUGUCAAAGCUUGCGACCAUAUCCAACCUCUCCUGCCCGAUGGCGCUGUGCCCACUGCUGAAUUCGCAUGCCUGCGCAUCACCCGGCGCUUGGCUGCAGCUUCGGAACUUAACGCCGAUUGUCAGGAACACCUUGACCCGGGUCUCGAUACACCAGAGGACCACGACGAAGAAGCCAUCAUCAAAAGCUCUCAAGACGAUUCGUUUGUCACUGUACAUUAUGACAUCUUGCUGUCCCCCAGCUACAGAGUACCCGUGGUAUACAUGACCGUCAGCCCUCCGCUUCCUCUCUCUCGUUUCUUUGACCUUGUUGUGCCACUCCACUUUCGAGACGUGAUGCGCGAAGUAGGGGUCAUGGGUGCUUUAUCUAUGACGGACCAUCCUUUGACAGGAUUGCCGGCAUACUUUGUACAUCCUUGUCGCACUGCAGAUGCCAUGUGUGCCACACCAUCUGUAGAUGUCCAUCUCCGGGAUUAUAUGCUUGUUUGGCUAGGGAUUGUUGGAGCGAGUGUUGGUCUGAGUGUUUCGAGCACAGAAUUGCACCGUGCAUGA